Verticillium nonalfalfae is the source of this 192-nucleotide messenger RNA. RefSeq lists its product as uncharacterized. Gene Ontology annotation, biological process: attachment of spindle microtubules to kinetochore. The record is from RefSeq and is a predicted model, not a curated record. NCBI's taxonomy places the organism in Eukaryota, Fungi, Ascomycota, Sordariomycetes, Glomerellales, Plectosphaerellaceae. The annotation marks the transcript as partial. Gene Ontology annotation, cellular component: DASH complex. The transcript has a single exon.
ACGCACCUCCACGCGCAGCUCGCACAACUUUCCGCCAACUUGGCUGACACGGACAACCUCGUGCGCAUGACGAGCGUGCAGGCGGAGAGCAUGCGAGGGCUCGGCAGCUGGCACGGCGGCCUGUUCAUGGCGGCGAGCAAGGUGCUCGGGGAGGAGGCGAUCAACCGGGAACAGGGAGGUCAGCAGCGAUGA